Molecule: messenger RNA, 1269 nt
Organism: Alternaria atra
Lineage: Eukaryota; Fungi; Ascomycota; Dothideomycetes; Pleosporales; Pleosporaceae
Exons: 2
Coding region: 1-1269 (422 amino acids)
Source: RefSeq, a predicted model, not a curated record
AUGUCGCCUGCCCCAGUCAUCCAGACCGCUGCUGCCUCACCUUCUUCACCACAACAACCCCACACACCAACCUCGACAGCUAUCCCUGCAUCGAAACACUUUGAUGACAUCUUUCACGCCAAGUUCAUGCACAUCAUCCAGGAAUGGAAGAAUGACCCCUCCCGUGGCCAACUCACUCAAAAGGAUCGGAAGACUUUCAUUGAGAAUGCCUUCUUCGAGACCGAUGAGCUUUAUUUCGGCGGGCGGAUGAUGACCGAUCUUGAAAUCAAGCUUCGCGCACUUACCAAGGUCUUCUAUAAGGUCCUCGCCGAAGAACCUUGGUCCGAGGAUUGGAUACGCGCCCCUGAUGUUGAGCGCAAGCUGUCCAAGUUUGAGAUGCACGAAGACUCCGUGGCCCUUGCCAAGGCGCACGGCUUUACUACACCUCGUGAGGCGGUCAAAGCGGCACGUGAGGCUGGCAUCAAGAACGCCGAGACUUAUAAAGAGGCCCAAAAGGAAGGGAAGACUCUCAAGGACAUCAAGCUUGACCGUGGUCCGUUUGAUGAUAUCGAGAUUGUCUACAUCGCUGGCACGGUCUCGUCAUCUGCUACAAGCAAGAUCGACCGCUCUAGUAUCUACCCUGUCUCCGUCUCCUCAGUCGCCAAUGUUCUCCAGAACCACAUCUGUAGGGAUAUGGUUCGCCCGUUCUCCAUGGCCGAGCGCUUCGUUAACUGCACCGAUACCAAGGAACUCGAAGACAUGCGCCGCUUUGCCUGCAAUGUCUGUGACUUCUGUCCUCAUCUUCUCGACAACGACAACGUCAGCCUUUUAGUUGUACUACUCAUUCUUUCACGUUCCGACUGCUGUCGCCGAUUCGAGGCCAAUGGUAUUCGUAUCGAAGGCUCUACGAUUAGCCACCGCAAGGCCGAAUGCAUGAAGAACAAGAUGGGCUGGAAGACAUCUGAAGACAAGAAGCCGUACGACAACUUUGCUCAAGAGUUCCAGACUCGUGUCAAGAACGCUUGCUUCCCGGCUCCUCGAGCUCAACGUAUCGGUGGUCGGAAGCCGCCGCGCAACUCCGGUCCGGCGACACCUCCGGUCUACGCCCAGCCUCACAUGGGUUACGUCGCGCCUCCUCAGGUUCGCAACGACAAUGUCAACACCAGCAUCAACGUUCCCGCUCCAUCGUUCCAGAAUAACUUCCCGCAGCCUGCUCCUCCAGCGAUCAAGGACCAGCGUACGUCAAUUGGCGCUGGUAGCAGCGUUGCCGAACCUAUGGAUCUUUCCUAG